AUGGAUUCAGACAAAGACUCCGAAGUGGAGUUCGCUCCUAUUACGGAGCGAUCCCAAACCACCAUGACUGCUGUGGAUGAGCGUGAAAUCGAGACUCUUGGCCGUAUCGCCUCGAGUCGACUUGGCCAGGCUUUAUCUGCAACAACAACAAAUGACAAGAAAGACCCCCGCUUGGACCCCGAAAACCCCGAAUUCGACCAUAACCGAUGGGCUCAGAACCUACUCAUCAAAGUUCACGAGGCGGGAAUCGAUAUCCCAGACCAGGGAAUCGUCUUUUCGGAUCUCUCCAUCAGUGGUUCUGGUGCCGCCCUCCAGUUCCAAGAGACCCUCCUUUCAAGUCUCACAGUUCCCUUCCGCAGCGCUGCAAGAGCCCUUUCAGGUCAGAAAUCACAGCCGCGCCGCAUCCUUCACAGUUUCGAUGGUCUGCUCAAAGGUGGUGAGCUUCUGCUCGUACUAGGGCGCCCUGGAAGUGGCUGUACGACUUUCCUCAAAACACUUUGUGGCCAUCUCGGCGGCCUUACCAUGGACCUAAAUAGCAAAAUCCAUUUCGAGGGUAUCGAUUACAACGACAUGAUUAAGUACCACCGCGGCGAGGUUGCAUACAACAAAGAAGUCGAUCUUCACUUUCCCCAUCUGACCGCCGGCCAAACUCUCUCCUUUGCCGCCCAUGCUCGAGCUCCUCACCGUCGCCUCGAAGGUGUUAGCCGGAAUGAAUAUGUCGAUACACUGGUGAAAGUUGUGAUGUCCGUCUUUGGUCUCACUCAUACCUACGACACCAAAGUCGGUAGCGAGUUUGUGCGAGGUGUAAGUGGUGGAGAGCGAAAGCGUGUCAGUAUCGCUGAAAUGUUUCUGUCGCGUUGCAGAAUCGGAGCCUGGGAUAACAGCACUCGUGGGUUGGAUGCAGCCUCGGCUCUCAAAUUUGUCAAGGCUUUGCGUCUUGCUGCUGACAUGGGCAUGUCUUGCCACGCCAUUGCCGCGUACCAAGCAUCACAGUCCAUGUACGAUCUGUUUGACAAAGUCGUUGUUCUCUACGAAGGUCAAGAGAUCUAUUACGGCCCUAGAGAACGCGCUGUCUCCUAUUUCCAGGAUAUGGGUUGGACGCGCUCCGAGCGUCAGGUCAGCGGUGACUUCCUCACUGCUAUCACUAAUCCUAGUGAGCGCAAGGCCCUUCCUGGGAUGGAAGAUAAAGUUCCACGUACUCCCAAGGAGUUUUCUGAGUAUUGGAAGAAGAGCCCCGAGUACCAUUCUCUUCGCAAGCAAAUAAUCGAAUUUGAGCAACAGCACCCUCCAAAUGGCAACGACGCUAAACUCCUCCGCUCCACCCAUGAAGCACAGCAAGCCCGCCACACUCGAUCCAAAAGCCCUUACUUCCUUUCUGUUCCUAUGCAGAUUCGACUUUGCACCCAGAGAGCCUUCCAGCGCAUGAAAGGCGAUUUGGCGACCGCCAUUGCCCCUCUGAUUGUCCAAAUUAUUCUAUCCUUGAUCAUUGGAUCUGUCUUCUAUGCCACCCCCGACACCGCCGAUUACUUUUUCCAAAAGGGCGCUGUUUGCUACUUCGCAGUGCUCAUGAAUGCCUUACUUACGAUGAAUGAAAUUCUUCAACUUUACAGCCAGCGGCCGAUUGUGGAAAAGCAAGCUGGUUAUGCUUUUGUACACCCAUUUACAGAAGCUCUGGCUAGUCUUAUUGUGGACCUACCCAUCAAACUUGUACGAAUCUCAGCAUUCAGUAUAGUCUUAUACUUCAUGGCGAAUCUGCGGCAAGAAGCCGCCAACUUCUUCAUUUUCUACCUCUUCCUAAUCGUUGCUGUCAUGACCAUGUCCGGUUUAUUCCGUAGCCUGGGGGCCCUAACUAAGUCAGUGGGCCAGGCUAUGGCACUUGCUGGCAUCAUGGUUCUUUGCAUCGUUGUCUACACCGGCUUCACUCUGCCUCAGCCUUAUAUGCACCCGUGGCUCUCCUGGAUUCGUUGGAUCAACCCGAUCUACUAUACCUUUGAGGCUUUGAUUGCGAACGAGUUCCAUGGCAAAGAUUAUAGCUGUGGUUCCAUCAUUCCAAGCUAUGGCACAGGAACGAAUUUCAUUUGUUCCACAGUUGGAGCCGUGGCUGGUCAGGACUUUGUCUCUGGUGAUGCUUUUAUCGAACAGAACUACUACUACCACUACUCUCACCUGUGGAGAAACUUUGGCAUCCUCAUCGCAUUCAUGGUAUUCUUUAACGCACUCUAUCUCACGGCCACUGAAUUCAUUUCCAGUGACAAGUCCAAGGCGGAGGCUCUUUUGUUCCGACCCGGGCACGCUCCAAAGUAUCUGCAAGAUCAGGAUGCCGAGGGUGGUGCACCAGACACAGCCAAACUUGAAGUGCAACAGACAAACGACACUAUUCGCCUCCCAGAACAGUCCGAUGUAUUCACGUGGAGCUCUUUGAAUUACGACAUUCCUGUCAAGGAUGGAACCCGACGCUUGCUGGAUGAUGUGAAUGGCUGGGUCAAACCAGGUACUUUGACGGCCUUGAUGGGUGUUUCUGGAGCCGGUAAAACAACUCUCCUUGAUGUCCUCGCCCAGCGUGUGUCGAUUGGUGUCGUUACUGGUGAUAUUUUCGUUAAUGGUCUACCGCUUGCCGCCAACUUCCCUCGCCGUACUGGCUACGUGCAACAGCAAGACCUUCAUCUCGACACUACCACUGUGAGAGAGGCUCUGCGUUUUAGUGCAAUGCUCCGCCAGCCCCAAACGGUUUCCAAACAGGACAAGUACGAAUACGUCGAGCAAGUCGUCAAGGUGCUUGGCAUGGAAGAUUUCGCUGAAGCUGUCGUUGGAUCCCUCGGAGAAGGGUUGAAUGUGGAGCAGCGUAAGCUUCUGAGCAUUGGUGUCGAACUUGCUGCCAAACCUACUCUUCUCAUUUUCCUCGAUGAACCGACUAGUGGCCUUGACUCCCAGAGUUCAUGGACAAUUUGUCAGUUUCUUCGAAGACUGGCGGAUCAUGGGCAGGCCGUCCUUGCAACGAUCCACCAGCCUAGUGCAACCUUGUUCCAAACCUUCGAUCGUCUGCUCUUCCUAGCGAAAGGAGGCAAGACCGUCUAUUUUGGCGAUAUUGGCGACAACUCCUCCAUUUUGCUGGAAUACUUCGGAAAGAAUGGAGCUCCUCCUUGCGAAGAGUUGGAGAACCCGGCCGAGUACAUUCUCGAGAUGGUUGCAGGAGAUGGUUGCCCCGAGGUUGACUGGCCCACAGCUUGGAAAAAGAGCCCUGAGCGUGAGGAGGUGUUAGGUGAACUUGAUAGAAUACACUCUGCUCGCCGACUCUCGGUUCACGACACAGUUGGCGAUAACGAUACUGCCGAGUUUGCCAUGCCCCUAUCUGCCCAACUUUCCAUCGUUCUGCAACGCUGCUUCCAGAGUUACUACCGCCAGCCCGACUACAUCUAUGCCAAGUUUAUUCUCGGUAUCGCGUCCGGUUUGUUCAUCGGAUUUUCUUUCUGGAAAGCGGAUAAUACCCAGCAAGGGUUCCAGAACGUGUUAUUCAGCAUCUUCCUGUUGUGUACCAUCUUCAACACCCUCGUCAACCAGAUCAUGCCUCGCUUCGUCGCUCAACGCUCGCUUUACGAGGUUCGCGAGCGCCCAUCUCGUACAUACUCCUGGAAGGUCUUCAUUGUUUCACAGAUUCUCGUUGAAGUCCCCUGGCAAGUUUGCCUGGGAGUCUGCUCAUGGGCCUCCUUCUACUGGUCCGUCUUCGGCACUGAUCAGGACGCUGAGCGCCGCGGAUUAAUCAUGCUCUACAUUGUGCAAUUCUUCAUCUACGCUGCCAGUGCUAUCAUCGCGACCAUGACGUUCGGUCUGUCAUUCAUCUUCAAUGGUGUCAUGCAACCGCCGAAUGACCUCCCACGAUUCUGGAUCUUCAUGUACCGUGUCUCUCCAUUCACAUACUACAUCAGCGGAAUUAGCAGCACAGCUCUGCAUGGCAGACAAGUGCAAUGCAACUCAGCCGAGCUAAGAGUGUUCGAUCCUCCUGCGAACCAGACUUGCGGAGAAUAUCUCGGCAAGUAUGCAGAAAUGGCCCUGGGCUCUAUCUACAACCCCGAUGCCAUGUCCGACUGCCAGUACUGUACCAUGCGCGAAGCUGAUCAGUAUCUCGCGGCGCGUGAGAUUUACUGGGAAGACCGUUGGCGCAACUAUGGAAUCUUCUGGUGUUAUUUUGUUUUCAACAUUAUUGGAGCCAUCACGCUCUAUUAUAUUUUCCGAGUGCGCACCUCGCGAGCAAAGGUUGGAAAGGGCAAGAAAACUGCCUAG
This is a messenger RNA of Penicillium cosmopolitanum, 4278 nucleotides long. RefSeq lists its product as uncharacterized. The record is from RefSeq and is a predicted model, not a curated record. Gene Ontology annotation, biological process: transmembrane transport. The transcript is spliced from 2 exons. Lineage: Eukaryota; Fungi; Ascomycota; Eurotiomycetes; Eurotiales; Aspergillaceae. Gene Ontology annotation, cellular component: membrane. Gene Ontology annotation, molecular function: ABC-type transporter activity; ATP hydrolysis activity; ATP binding. The coding region runs from base 1 to 4278 and encodes 1425 amino acids.